UAAAGCUCCGGUGAAAACAGCUGAGGAGUAGCAGAGGCAAAGGAAGGGAGAAGGCGAGCAGACGAACGGACAAGGGAGUCCACUCGGUACGAGGGAGUGAAGAAAACAGGAGUUUCCUCUGCAUGGGAGAAUCUCUUGGGACUUGCCAAGCACCCUCUUAAUGUUGUUACAUGCACAGUGUGUUGAAACGCUAAUCUCCAGUGAAUUGCAUCAAAUUGUAUAUGAAGAACAACUUUUGAGCAGGUCAAUAAUAGGAUGCAGUCUUCGAAAAGCAACUUGCCAGCAUUUCCAAGAAGAAUGUACUCAUCAUGGAGGACUUCAAUUUCCCUGACCCAUGUUGGGAGACAGUUUCUGUCAAACAUGGCCCCUCCAAGAGAUUUCUGACAUGCAUUGCUGACAGCUUUCUCCAGCAGAAGGUUUUUUUGUACUGUAUCAUUAAAAAGUAAUCCAGAAUGCCUCUCAGCGAUGAGCAGAACAGUGACUGUGAUUCUUUGAGAUCCUCUGAAAGUGCUGCUACUUCUUCCAGUGACUCUGAAUACUCAAGGCAGAGCUUUACCAGUGACUCUUCAAGCAAACCUGGAUCCCCAACUUCAACAAGCCCGCCUAAAGUGGUUACAUUUGAUGAAAUGAUGGCAGCAGCAAGAAACUUGUCCAACUUGACCCUGGCUCAUGAAAUUGCUGUAAAUGGAAACUUCCACGUGGAACCCAUAGAGCCUCCGCACAACAGCUUGACGGGAAGGGUGAAACGGAUAGUACAUGAAGCAUUCUGGGAUCGCUUGGCAGACGACUUGAAUGAAGACCCCCCUGAAUAUGAGCAUGCAAUCAAGCUGUUUGAAGAAAUUAAAGAGAUCCUUCUUUCGUUCCUGAACCCUGGGGCUAACAGGAUGAGAAGCCAAAUCUGUGAAGUCCUAGACACAGACCUCAUAAGGCAGCAGGCUGAACAUGAUGCGGUUGACAUUCAAGGUCUUGCAAACUAUGUCAUUAGCACCAUGGGGAAAAUGUGUGCUCCAGUAAGGGAUAAAGAUGUAAGCCAGCUAAAAGCCACUGGGAAUAUUGUCGAAUUGCUGAGACAAAUAUUUCAUGUUCUGGAUCUCAUGACAAUGGAUAUGGUUAAUUUUACCAUUCAGAGUCUUAGACCUCAUCUUCGACGUAACUUGGUGGAUUAUGAAAGAGCAAAAUUCCAAGAUAUACUUGAAGAAACACCAAGUGCCCUGGACCUGACAACAGAAUGGAUAAGAGAAUCAAUUCAGGAUGAGUUAUCUUCCGCUUCCUGUGAAAUGUCUUCAUCUUCUGGUGCUUACGAGAUUUCAAAGCCAAAUCUGAGCCCUAAUAUGGUGCUAACGAACAGCUACUUGAAACUAUUGCAGUGGGAUUAUCCCAAAAAACCUAUUCCUGAGACACUAAUGGCAGAUGAAGGUCGCCUUCGGGAGUUAUCAGAGAAACUGAAUCAGCUGAAGAUUGUAGCUUGUAUCUUUGUCAUCAUAAGCAACAUGGUAACUGCAGCUACUGAAGCCAUUCCAGAGUUCAUUGAGAAACAAAAGAGAAUUUCACUUGUCCUGCUUGAAGGAAUGAAUAAGAAGACUUUUGAUUUGAAAGAAGCACUUAAUGCAAUAGGUAUUCAGACAUGUACUGAAAUAAACAAAUCACUAACUGAGAAGGGGUUUCCACCACUGAAUAAGGAAGUUCAGUCAAACUUACUGGGGCAGCUCUGCAGCAUUGCUGAAGAAAACAAUCCUGUCAGCUCUUUAAUUGAAAAACGAAUUUAUUUGUACAUGAGGACCUUGCUUACUUCUCCAUAUUCUCAAAAGUCUAUGCCUACAAUUCCAGGAGGCCUUGCCAUGAUUCAGUCUGAGAUAGAGGCUAUUGGAACACAGUAUGCCAACAUUGUUAACCUUAAUAAGCAGGUGUAUGGACCAUUCUAUGCAAAUAUUUUUCGAAAGUUGCUGUUCAAUGAGGCAGAAACAAAGCAAGCAGAACUUGCUCCUUCUACUAACUGAAAUAUUUAACCCUCCUUUGUUCCUUCCUUUUUCUGCAGUGUUUCUACUGUGAUCAUUGUUCUUUUGAACAGUUAUUCACUUAGAACAACAACACAGUGAGAGGGAGAGAGAGAAAUGUGUGUCUGUAAGCAGACUAGACCAUAGAGAUUAUAUUCAAAUAAAAGCUUCCCUGAAUCCCUGCAAGUUACUAUAUUAUAAAAUAUAUAUGUAUGUUUGAAAAAAAUGAUUAUGUUUACAAUGGAUUGUAACAUUUAUUGCACUUACUUACUGUAAAUAUUUUCUCCUACUUGACCACUUGGGAUGUCUGGGGUAAAUACUUGCUGAUUAUCUACAAGUAUCUCUCCUUCAGAUUUUAAUAUGCCUGCUCCAAUGCCUUCAGUGCAAUGAAACAGAUGUUUGUAGUUCAAGCACUCUGAACUAAAAAAAAUAGGUCACAAAUAGCACCAUCACUCUCCCUUCCCAAAGAGGCUUGCUAAUAAAAUACUGUUAUCAUUCCGUCCAUACCCCAAUUUUGCUCCUGGGUUGGCAGUUGGAGGAUUGGAAGGAGAUGGCCAUUUCCAAAUUUGCCCUGCCUCUCUGGAUUUUGACCCCUAAUGCAGUCUUCCCAGUCCCAAACUUAACUGGAUGUUAAAAGCAACAACAUACUCCUGGAUUGGCAUGUGGGAGAGUAUCAGAUGCAUUUCAUGGAAGUUUUCAGGGCAUUUUAGAGCACAAUCCUAUGCAUAUUUAGACUGGCUGGGGGAUGCUAGGAGUUGUAGAUCUUUUUUCUGUCUAAGCAUGCAUAGCAUUGCAUCCUUAACAUAUUAGAUUACAUAGAAGCAUGCAAUAUUAUAUAUAAGGUAUAUUUUUACAUCUCAGAUUAUUUAAUAUGGAAGGGCUACAGUACAUUGGGUAUAUAAUCUUCAUUUUUAAUACCAGAAUUAAUCCUAACUUGAAAAUAAUUAUUCAAGGAAGUGUAUCAUACAGUACUGUUCACUGUGAUUCUAUUAAGUAGCAAAAGUUAUAUCUGUUAACUAUAACAACUCCAGCAAGUAUGUCUUUAAGUAUUCCUUGUUGAUACUUUAUAGCCCUACUGUGUAUUUUUGGUAAGAAUUCAUCCUUACCGACAACAAGAGUAAGAUAUAACCCACUUGCCAUAUAGUUCCGACAUGUUUUUUACAAAGAUUUUUUAAAAAGUCUUUAGUAUUAAAAGUACUGUGGUUUUAUAGACAAACCUGAAUUUUUUAAAGGCCAGAGUUUAUAUAUGUUCUUUUAAAAAAAUCUGCCAGCUAUACUUUACUAGGCUAUUUCAAACAGCAGCACACUUCUUGUUGGGAGGGAAAAGAAAGAUUUACUUCUCCGUACAGUUCUUAUUUCCCUGAGGGAUUAAAGCAAAAGGACAAACCUCUGUGCAGCCGGUUUAAUUAAUUUAGAGGUGCUAGCAGCAGUGAUCUUCAGCUUUUCAAUCAACAUACUGAAACCACACGCUAGUCUUUUCAGAAUGACUUUAAAAGAGAGUAUGUGUGCUGGUCACCUUGGUCAAAGACUUGGGGUGGUUUGUUUUGUGUUGUUUUCUGUUCUAAGGAAAAUUUAUUUCUUCAAGGGAAAUAAAAGGAAAAAAAUAUUUUUCACUUUUCUAGAUAAAUUAAGGUGAGUAUGAGAAACUCCCAAUUGUGAGUGUUCUUGCAACAUAAUAUGUAUGCUAGGCACAAAAAUUAUGACACCAGAAGAGGAAUUCCCUGCCUCCUCCUCCUCUCUCCUGGUAUUUGCUUCAGCAUCUUGAAAAUACUACACACGUCAAGGGAUCGUAGUUGAUGGGAUGGGGCGCAAAGGGGGACCAAAAUAAUAAAAUAGGAGCACCUUUUGUGCACAGACCUCCACCCAUGGCUGGUUUUCCCUUCUCCAUUUAGGGGGAUAAUCCCACCCCCUGUACACCAUGAAGCUGAUUGGUGAGAGUUUCUGAAUGGAUAAAAGGAAGUACUUAGUAGAUUCCACUAUGGAACUAUGAUCCUCUCUAUUUCAACAAGAUAGUGAUGACCACCAAUUUGGAUGGCUUUAAAAGAAUUAAUGGAGAAGGCCAUCUAUGGCUACUUGUCCUGAUGACUAUCAGCUGCCUCCUGUAACAGAGGCAUAUUGCUGGGGCACAUGGGUGGGAGAGUGCUGUUGCACUCAUGGCCUGUGUGUGGUUUUCCUGUGGGUAACUGGCUGGCCACUAUGUGAACAGAGUGCUGGACCAGAUGGACUUUUAGUGUGUUCCAGCAUGUCUCUUCUUAUCACAACCCAUCCCAUUCAGCAGGGUAUUUGUCCUUCUCUGCAAGGAAAUCUCUCCUUCCACUAGUCUAGUUACACAUGCAUAAAACUGCUUCCAGUCCUAUGUGUUGAACCAUAAGACAUUUGGUCCAUAAGGGACUUCUGUCAAGAUUCUGAAGAUAAGAGAAUUUUAUACUUAAAUUAAGAAGCAAUAGUAUAAAAUGUAAUAGGUGAGAUGACACUAUGAACUUCCCCAAGGAACUUUAUUGUAUUCAUUCUAAUGUGGAAUAUAUGCAUAUUGUUUUCUUAAGCACUGUACAUAUAGAGGGAGACUGAAUAAAGCAAUAGUACCUCUACAAGUUCCUAAUCAACUCUGGGUCAAAUUAGUCAUAACUUAAGUCCUAUUUGAAAGGGACUAAUUGCAGCUAACUUAAGGUGUAACCCUCUGCAUGUUUAGCAUGCCCCCAGCCAGCCAUACUGAAAGUUGUAGGAGUUUUUUCUGUCUAAACGUACACAGUCACCCUUAAUCUGUAUCUAGCUCUAUAUUUAUUGGAAACACUUGUGUAGAGGAUUAAGACAAAGGAAUAUUUGUUUUUUGGUUUUAUAAAUGACUUCAAGGGGGCAUUUUAUAUAGUAUGGUAUGUCUAUUCAGCCUUCAAGGAACUCCUAACUAAUGUUCAUAGCCUUUUGGAUGUCCUGCUUAAACAGAUGUGUUAACCUGUCCAUCUUGCAUGUUUACUGGAAUUAUUCAAGUAUCUUUAUCUUCAUUUAGAACCCCACCUUCAUUUUGCUUAAUGAAAACAAGAUAUUGUAUGUAAUUGAUUUAUUAGGUGGUUUUGUGUUCAUAUUUGUAUUCAUUAAAUUCUGUUUGCAAUUAAA
This is a messenger RNA of Varanus komodoensis (Komodo dragon), 5105 nucleotides long. It is a transcript of the gene TCP11L2, whose product is annotated as t-complex 11 like 2. The record is from RefSeq and is a predicted model, not a curated record. Bases 453 to 1997 code for a protein of 514 amino acids. The transcript has 12 exons. Gene Ontology annotation, biological process: signal transduction. Lineage: Eukaryota; Metazoa; Chordata; Lepidosauria; Squamata; Varanidae.